AUGAACGACCCGGGCAAGGCGCUGUACCACGCGGGAUAUGCCAUUCACGUUCACAACAGACGAUUCCUGGCGAUCCCUUGCGGCCAUCGGCCGGAUGCAAAGCUCUUUUACCUUGAGGAAUCUCUCAAAGUCAUCCGUGCCGACGACGAACAGGUUCCCCGCAUCAGGGCUCCUGUGCCUCAGCAGAUUAAAGUAGUAGAUGGACCCAUCCUAGAGCUAGUGAGAUGGGGGUAA
Messenger RNA from Colletotrichum higginsianum IMI 349063, 234 nucleotides. RefSeq lists its product as uncharacterized. The coding region runs from base 1 to 234 and encodes 77 amino acids. The record is from RefSeq and is a predicted model, not a curated record. NCBI's taxonomy places the organism in Eukaryota, Fungi, Ascomycota, Sordariomycetes, Glomerellales, Glomerellaceae. The transcript has a single exon.